Molecule: messenger RNA, 1626 nt
Organism: Cucurbita pepo subsp. pepo (vegetable marrow)
Lineage: Eukaryota; Viridiplantae; Streptophyta; Magnoliopsida; Cucurbitales; Cucurbitaceae
Gene: DTA4
Product: downstream target of AGL15-4
Source: RefSeq, a predicted model, not a curated record
GAUUUAAUACAUAAAAUGAAAAUGGCGUAGAAUUAUUAGAAAAAGCUGUGUGGUUUGCAAUGGCCACCACACCAUAAUUGCGUCACAGUCUCAGCUGUGAUCCACAUCGACAACAAUUAUAUCUGUAAAAAAAGGAUUCAAAAGCAAAAAGGAAAAGAGAAAGAAGAAGACGAUGAAUCAGGCACAGUUUGAAACAAAGAGAAAAGAAAGAAACAGAGUAGACCCUUGCAAAAGAAAGAUGAUUUCCAUGAUGUCCCUCAAUUUCUUGGCAACUCAUCAUUGCUUCUUCAUCUCCUUUUUUCCCUUUUAAUUUCUCCAUCUCUUCAAAAAAUAAAUCCAACCUUACCGGAAAAUCCCUCUUCAUCGAAUUCCCCAUUUUCCCCUGUUUUUCUUCUGUUUUCCAUCGAUGGGAAUGAUGUCGCCUGAGCUCACGGCGGCAACCCCCUUCGACUUCCGGGCUCCCCCGCCCUCCCCUAUCAACACCAGCCGUCGCUCCUCCGUCACAAACGACGACGUUCUCACCGACUUCCUCGAGCACUCUCUCCGCGUCCCCAAUCUCGUUUUGCCCGAAAACAUUUUCCCGAGACAGAGAUUCAUUCAGACCCCACCCAGGAUUGAUUUUCGAUCCAUUGAAUCGUCGGAUCAUGAUUCUGUUGUAAGGAUUUUGGAUUCAAUGGGCAGCAUUGGGUGUUUCCAAUUGGGGAACCAUGGGAUUCCAAUGGAGCUGAUUGGGGCGGCUGCGUCGGCGGCGGCGGUGGGGGUUUUUGGGAUAUCGCGGGAGGAAAAGACGGUGGUGACAAGGUCCCCGGAGAAGGGGUAUGGGUUUGAGGAGUAUUGGGAUGGAGAGGAUGAGAGUGAAGUGAGUGAAGAAUUUGUGUGGAGCCGAGAUGAAGGUCUGAGGAAGGAGAUGGAGGCCAUUUCGGGAUUCGGAUAUUCGGAUUUCAGCAACAAAAUGGAAGCACUGACACAAGUAACAGAGAAAAUGGGGGAGAAGAUUGUUAAAAUUUUCCUGGAAAAUUGCGGGAAAGUUGCAGAGAAGGAAGUGGGUUGGAGGCAGGGAUCAGUGUGGUGUGUGCACAAGCAGAAACAGAACGACGAACUGGAAAAGUGUAUGAAACAUGAUGUGAUGAGAAUGCUUAUAAGGGGAACUGAUAUGUCUCAUGCCUUAUGCUUCCAUUUCUGCCAUGGAUCUUCGUCGUCUUCUUCUUCUUGUGUAUUCCAUGUUUACUCGAAGAAAGGUUGGGUUUGUUUUGUACCGGAGGAAUCCGCGAUUAUGGUCACCGUGGGAGACCAGAUUCAGGCAUGGAGUGGGGGGCAGUACAAGCAUGUGAUUGGUAGGCCAAUAUACAAAGAAGAAAAGGGGAUAUCAAUGGCUUUUCUCUUUGCUCCGACCUCUUCUCCCUCCCAUGUCCCCCCCACUCUUUCAUUGCCCCAUCAAGCUCUAUUUGCUCUCUUCUUAAUUCUUCUUUACAACGCUUUCCUUUACUUUCUCAAUUAAACUUCCUUUCUUUUUUUUCUUUCUUUUUUUAAAUUUUAUUUCUUCUAUUCAAUCUCUCAAUCAUUCCCUCAACACAAACUCAUUUGCUUUCAUCUACUCUUUUUCUAUAUAUUAUACCAUUUUCUUUU